Exophiala oligosperma is the source of this 1668-nucleotide messenger RNA. RefSeq lists its product as uncharacterized. The record is from RefSeq and is a predicted model, not a curated record. The transcript is spliced from 6 exons. Lineage: Eukaryota; Fungi; Ascomycota; Eurotiomycetes; Chaetothyriales; Herpotrichiellaceae. Gene Ontology annotation, molecular function: oxidoreductase activity, acting on paired donors, with incorporation or reduction of molecular oxygen; heme binding; monooxygenase activity. Bases 1 to 1668 code for a protein of 555 amino acids.
AUGGACAAAAUCACUUCCGAGGCAUCAUAUCUCACAACGGGAGUCGUUUACACCGCGCUACCAUGUCUGAUCUUGCUCCUUGCGACAUUCUGGACACGGCGACGAAAAAGGGUCAAGGACCUCGCGGCAUUUGCUGCUGCGCAUGGAUGCCGACCGGCACAAAAGCACCUAUCUAAUCCCUGGUGGCCACCGUUGGGACUUGACAAAGCACUUCCCACAAUCAAAGCAGAUCGGGCUGGUCGUUUGCCUCCUUUCAUGCUCCAAGAGUUCGAGAAACAUGGACACACUUACACUCAACGCGUCAAUGGGCAAUUGGUGGUGCUGACUAGGUCACCGGCCAAUGUCCAUACCAUUUGCAAGUACCGGUUCAAAGAUUACGAGCUGGGUGCCGACCGUGCAGGUAACUUUCGACCGUUGAUUGGACACGGGAUCCUUUCCCUGGAUGGAAGGGAAUGGACGAGGUCUCGAGCCAUGCUAAGACCUCAUUUCAAUCGCAGCAUCGAGCAGGACUUUGUUCGACUCGAAGUUCACGUGCAAAGAUUGCUGGGUAGAUUGAAGGCGAACGAUCACGGCCGGGCGAUUGACAUUGCAGACUUACUGCUCAAGCUGAGCACUGAUUUCGCGACGCAGACGGUAUUCGGUCACUCGACCGACACUUUGGUGUUUGACAUGAAGCACUGGUCCGGGGAACAGGACAAAGGGAGUGCGGGCGAGUUCUCGACGGCCCUGGGCCACGCUUUGCACAUGCUGGGCCAACGAGGUCAACUGCUCAAUUUCUACUGGCUUCGCGAUUCGCCGCGGUUCCGGAGAUCGUGUCGAACCUGUCGGGCGUUUGUCGGUAGAUACCUGACGGAAGCAAUGUCGGGGCGGCGGUCCGGGGCUUCGAACCAAGCCAAAAAAUCAGAAGAAGAGGAGGGCCAAGUAACAACAAGCUCCCAGGGCGCAAUUUCAUUCAUGCACUCUCUCGUCGCCAAGGAGACUGUCCCGACGGGGGUGAUGCGAGACCAGCUCCUCUCGUUGCUCCUGGCGAGUAGAGACACGACGGCGUCGUUUGCCAGCUGGGUCGUGUACGCACUGGUCAAGCAUCCCCGGGUGAUCGCCAAGCUUCGUGGCGCCAUCCAGACUCGUCUCCCACAUGGCACGGUGCCCGGUGCGGCCGACAUCUCAGCCUUGACUUAUCUACGCCACGUCCUGAACGAGACCAUGAGAAUCUUCCCGGUAGUGCCCUUGAACGGGAGGACCGCCCGCGUCGACACCGUGCUCCCCGAGGGAGGCGGCGAGGACGGUCAGAGCCCACUGUCGGUCCCCGAGGGGACGAAGAUAGGGUUCAACAUUUACGCCCUGCAGCACCGCCGGGACAUCUUUGGCGAAGAUGCGGAUGACUUCCGACCCGAGCGAUGGGAGAGUGAUGGUGCGUCGGGAGACUUUGAAGGUGCUUUUGCUCCCUUCAUUCUCGGCCCUCGGGUCUGUUUGGGUAUUGUGCGACUAUUGCAAAGUCUCGAACGGCUAGGCCCGGCCGAGGCUCCCGAGUCAACAGUCCGUACGAAGGUGACCAACACGAGCAACUGGCCCAGUGAGGAGACUCGAUACGAUAUGGAGGAUGGAGCUACGACGUUUGGUAUUGGAAUCACCAUGGCACCUCGGGAUGGUGUGUGGGUUAAGAUCUGA